AUGGCUGGAUUAACCCACCAGGGGGCCCCAGGGCCCAAAUCCUUGCAGCCUCUAACUCUGCGUGUCAUCUGCAAUGUGAAUUCAGUAUACUGUGCUGAUAUUGAUGCUUUUUGUGUUGGGCCUGUAUUACUGGAGAGAACGGUCUUCUUCACCUCCUUCUUUGAGAAGAUCGAAGCCCAGGAGGAGGCCAAAGAUCCUCAGGCCAUAGAAGAAGCAUUUGUGCCGGUCAUCAAUUUGACAUUUGAUGGAAUAAAGGUGGAUUUAGUCUAUGCCCAGAUGCCACAGUAUUCUCUCACACUCAACCUUCUUGACGACAUGUGGUUGAAGGAUAUGGAUAAAGCCUCUGCCAGGAGUCUCAAUGGUUACAGAGUCAUAGAGGAAAUCCUCUGACCUGUGCCGAACGUCUCAAACUUCAGGCUCGCUCUGAUAAGCAUCAAGUUGUGGGCCAAAAGACGCAACAUUUACUCUAGCAAGCUGGGCUUCUUGGGCGGGUUAUCCUGGGACAUUCUAGUAGCCAGAAUUUGCCAGGUUAAUCCAAACGUGACAGCAUCCACCCUAGUGAUGAAGUUCUUCAGGGUCUACUCCAUGUGGUGA
Messenger RNA from Limanda limanda (common dab), 594 nucleotides. Its product is annotated as poly(A) polymerase type 3-like. Gene Ontology annotation, cellular component: nucleus. The record is from RefSeq and is a predicted model, not a curated record. NCBI's taxonomy places the organism in Eukaryota, Metazoa, Chordata, Actinopteri, Pleuronectiformes, Pleuronectidae. The transcript is spliced from 6 exons. Gene Ontology annotation, molecular function: poly(A) RNA polymerase activity.